Molecule: messenger RNA, 2844 nt
Organism: Sphaeramia orbicularis (orbiculate cardinalfish)
Lineage: Eukaryota; Metazoa; Chordata; Actinopteri; Kurtiformes; Apogonidae
Gene: phf1
Product: PHD finger protein 1
Exons: 15
Coding region: 362-2017 (551 amino acids)
Biological process (GO): negative regulation of gene expression, epigenetic
Cellular component (GO): nucleus
Molecular function (GO): DNA binding; chromatin binding
Source: RefSeq, a predicted model, not a curated record
GAGAGAGCAAAAGCGACGGCAACAUGACGAAACGGCAUCGCAGAGGAGGACGGACAAACUAGACUGAGAGACGGACAGACAGUCGUCUUUCCCCCCCUCUUCCUCCUCCUCCUCCUCCUCUUCCUCCUCCUCCUCCUCCUCCUCCUCCUCCUCGCUGACGGCUUGACUGACACAUCCACUGGCGCUCCUUGGCACAGACGGGGACAUACAUGCUCAUCAGCCACUUUUUGCGGACACGCAGGCUGCGCAUCCGAGCGGGCACUAAUUGGGCAGCGGAGAUCCACAGCAGAUGAGGGCAUUGCAUGUCCAGCCUGGCCAGGAAUCACUGUGACCCCGACGGAAAGGAGUUCGACUUGACAGGAUGGGGGGAGUGAGUGAAGGAGAUGAUGUGUUGGCUCGAUGGAGUGAUGGACUACUGUACCUCGGCAAUGUAAAAAGAGUAGAUGGAGUCAAGCAAUGUUGUCUGGUGAGAUUUGAGGACAACUCCGAGUUCUGGGUACUAAGAAAGGACAUUCACUCAUUCGCUGCUGGAGUGGAAGAAGUUUGCUGUAUUUGUGAUGCCCCGCCUCUUAAAGAACCACUCAUAAAUUGUCUUAAAUGUCGCCACGGUUAUCAUCCAGAGUGCCACACGCCAACCAUCGAACCGGAAGCAGACAGCGACUCGUGGAUAUGUCGGCAAUGUGUCUUUGCAGUUGCAACCAAGAGAGGAGGGGCCCUCAAGCGGGGACGAUUUGCCAGACUCAUGCAGUUUAUGAAACUCCGGCUUCCCUAUCAACUGUCAUCUUUAGACUGGGACCCGCAGCAUCUGACCAAUCAACAACAGUGUUACUGCUACUGUGCCGGACCAGGAGAGUGGAAUCUGAAGAUGUUACAGUGUGGAAGCUGUGGUCAGUGGUUCCACGAGGCCUGCACACAGUGUCUAACCAAGCCAUUACUGUAUGGAGACAGGUUUUAUCAGUUCGAGUGCUCAGUUUGCACAAAGGGACCAGAGACCAUCCAAAGACUACCCAUGACCUGGGUGGAUUUGGCUCAUUUGGUCCUCUACCAUCUCUCUCUGUGCUGCAAGAGGAAAUACUUUGAUUUUGACCAUGAAAUCCUGUCCUUCACCAAUGAGAAUUGGGACUCAUUGCUCCUAGGCGCGCUCUCUGACACGCCAAGGCAAGACCGCUGUCACAAUCUCCUCAACGCUCUGAACUCCCACAAGGACAGGUUUGUCUCUGGUAAAGAGAUCAAGAAGAAGAAGUGUCUCUUCGGUCUUCAGGUUCGAGCUCCGCCUCCACUGACGUCCGACUCGUCGCCUCUUAUCACAGACCCACCUAUCAACAUCACGCACAGGAAAAGCCCGGUGUCACUGCCCUGCCAGAGGAGAGUGGGGGGGCUGGAGUCGCGUAAAUCAAAGCGACGCAUCAUGGAGACACAGCCUUGUCCACCCCCAGUUGCUGCCAACCCAAUUGAGCUCCUGCCAUGUUGCCAUGGCUACAUGGGAGGGGCCAGCCUUUACAACUCCAGGAAGUCAGAGGAGGAGCUUAACUUGAGUUGUCCUCCCAAGCGGAUGUUUGCCCUGUGUCACACCACCUACAAUGGAAGCACAGGACUCUCUAGGACCCUUCAGCAUUACAACAGCAUGGAGGACAGUUGCAGGAUACCCCCACCCUGCCACCCAUAUCCACUCAGCUCCAACGGCAGCCAUCACCACCACCACCACCAGCACCACCACAGCCACCAACACCAGCACCAGCACCAGCCGGGUCCCAAGCAGCUGGAGGCUCCCCUCAUACGCGACCUCUCCCCCUACCAGGCCACCGUGGGCGGAGGACAUGACACAGGCGGAGGAGGAGGUGGAGGAGGAGGAGGUGGAGGCGGAGGAGGAGGCGGAGGUGGGAUGGGGCUCGGAGGGGACGGGACAGUGGCCAGGGGCUGGGGAGGGGGGGAGGCGGUGAGAAUCUUGGCGAGACGUAUCACACCAGACGGGAAGGUCCAGUAUCUGGUGGAGUGGGAGAACGUGAGUUUGUACUGAGGAGAGAGUGAGUAAACACACAGAAGACACAAUGACUGUUUUACAGGUGCCACAGGAGUACUGGGUAUGUUAUAUGUGGCCGUGUUUUAAGUACAAGCAAAACAAAACAACAACAAAAAAAAUCCCCCACAUGUUACUAAAUCCAGGUUGCUCUCAUAGUAUCACCUCUAUUCUGCAUCAUUAUAACCUCACUACUCGUUACUUAAUGUUCCUCUUUGCUAGUGUUUCUCUGAUAUUUGUACUGUUAACUUUGGAAUAUGCCUUUGCAUUGAUCAUAUUUUACAGCGAUGAGGGAAACUAUUCAAGCCUCCUGCUAAUUUGGGCUUUAAAACACAACAUUUAAGGUCCUCAAAUCCUACCCUCCUGAGUAUAUAGAAUAUAAAACAGAACAUUCAGAAAACCCUGCUACUACUGUUGGUCGUUGAAUCCAACUACUUACAACUAAUUACACAAGCAUUUCUUUAUAGUUACACAUUGUAGCUUUAAAAAAAACAUGUGUUUUAUGUUUUAUGUCAUGGAGCAUUAUUUAAAGCCCUUUUUGGACAGUGGGCAGAGACUGAUUUUGGCUUUUGUUCAUUUCUGCCAAACACCUGUUUUCUGGAAAUGGGCUUUUUACAGUGUUUACUGUAUCGCUGAAAGUGUGUGUUUUAUGCGUGUAUAAGUGUUCAGAACUGUGAUAUCUAAACCUCUGUUGAUCAGUGUCUUUGAGAUCGGGUCAAAAUUGACUAAAUUCUUAUUAUUUUGUUAAAACUGUCACUCUGUCUGUCGUGGUUGUUAUGGACCAUCCAGUCAUGAGAGAGUGAUGUAGUUUAAAAAAAAAAAAAAAA